Molecule: messenger RNA, 1662 nt
Organism: Helianthus annuus (common sunflower)
Lineage: Eukaryota; Viridiplantae; Streptophyta; Magnoliopsida; Asterales; Asteraceae
Product: G-box-binding factor 1
Exons: 12
Coding region: 393-1448 (351 amino acids)
Biological process (GO): regulation of DNA-templated transcription
Cellular component (GO): nucleus
Molecular function (GO): DNA-binding transcription factor activity; sequence-specific DNA binding
Source: RefSeq, a predicted model, not a curated record
CAUACAGUAUAGCAUAAUAACAUCUCCUAGUCAUCAAGAAUAUGUUUGCCUAGUCAUGCAUCUCUAUCCACUCCCCCUUUAACAGCUGGAUCCCUCCUCACCCUCACUUCACAUGUAACCCUACCCCCCCAACCACCAAUCUCUCCGGCGUCCUCCUCCUCCGGCCGAACACCAAUUAUCACCUACUCAACAGGCUUUCUCAUUCUACCAACUUUCCAGCUUCAAAUUUGUGAUUUUGUAUGGACACAGUCAACAGUUGUUAGAAAUUAAAGCAGCAUCUGUCGUUUCAGAAAUUGGUGUCGUAUUUGUUGACCGAGUACUUGUUGAUAACGUCUAAGUCGUAGGCACUUAACCCUUUUAGGCUUCAUUCUGAGUUUUUCUUUGUCGAUAGCAUGGGGGCUGGGGAAGAGAGCUCACCUGCUAAGCCUUCCAAACCUGUUUCAGCUCAGGAAACACCUCCGCCUUCAUAUGCUGAUUGGUCAAACUCGAUGCAGGCUUAUUAUGGUGCUGGAGGCACUCCGCCUUUUUUUGCAUCAACGGUUGCUUCUCCGACUCCUCACCCUUAUAUGUGGGGAGGCCAGCACGCCAUGAUGUCACCGUAUGGGACUCCCGUUCCAUAUCCUGCUCUAUAUCCACCAGCAGGGGUUUAUGCUCAUCCUGGCAUGCCUAUGACCCCAGGUACCGCACCGCCAAUCGUAGAAACAGAAGCAAAGGCCUAUGAAAGCAAGGAGCGGCCUACAAAUAAAAAGUCAAAGGGUACUUCAGGAAACGGCAAUGGUAGAACUGGAGAGACUGGGAAGGCGGCAUCAAGUUCGGGGAAUGACGGCGGUGCAACCCAAAGCGCUGAAAGUGGAAGUGACGGUUCAUCAGAUGCAAGUGAGGAAAAUGACCAACAUGAAUACUCGGGAGGCAAGAAAGGAAGCUUUAAUCAGAUGCUUGCAGAUGCUAAUGCACAGAAUAUCAAUUCUGGGCCAAAUAUUCAGACGCCAGUACCUGGAAACCCUGUUGUUUCUAUGGGCGGUACCAAUCUAAAUAUGGGGAUGGACUUGUGGAAUCCAUCUGCCGGAAGUGGAACCAUGAAAAUGCGACCGAAUCAUUCUGGUGCUCAUACAGCGGUCCCACCACCAAUGAUGCCUGAUCAGUGGGUUCAGGUGCAGGAUGAGCGGGAAAUAAAGAGACAAAAAAGGAAGCAGUCUAAUCGAGAGUCAGCUAGGAGAUCAAGAUUGCGCAAACAGGCUGAGUGUGAAGAGCUACAAGCGAGAGUAGAAGCACUAAGCAACGAGAACCAUUCCCUCAGAGAUGAGCUGCAGAGGCUCUCCGAGGAAUGCGAGAAGCUUACUUCUGAAAAUACUACAAUUAAGGAAGAAUUAACUAGGUUUUGUGGACCGGAGGCGGUUUCAAAGCUCGAUGCGCAUCUUGAAUCUAGGGCAGAUGAAGGUAACAGUUGAGAAGAAUGCAAUAGCUAAACAAGUUAGUAAUUCAAGGUUUAUAAAGUUAGGAGAAACUCUUGUUCUGAGUUUGGGAACAGUGACGGUUAGGAUCGAUCGCGAGAACUCGUAUGUUGUUGUGGCUUACCCUUUUGUGUUUUGUUCAUAUACAUGUAACUGUAGCCCUUCUUCGUAUCUAUCUAUCUAUCUAUACUUCAAAUAUAGACUUUCUGUU